Molecule: messenger RNA, 4893 nt
Organism: Phyllopteryx taeniolatus (common seadragon)
Lineage: Eukaryota; Metazoa; Chordata; Actinopteri; Syngnathiformes; Syngnathidae
Gene: mbnl2
Product: muscleblind-like splicing regulator 2
Exons: 10
Coding region: 774-1928 (384 amino acids)
Molecular function (GO): metal ion binding
Source: RefSeq, a predicted model, not a curated record
UUCCUCCUGAGCUUUAAAAGUGGUGAGCAAGCUAGCGAGCCUCACGUCAGCCACCCACUAAAACACAUUUGGAACGUUUUAAAAAAAGAAGUGACCUGCCGCAAACUAGGGGGAGGUCUCAGGAUGGUCGUCUUUGCUUGAUGUCAUUUGGCCGGCCGCGGCUCCUGCACUUCCGACCGACCGACCGACCGACAGACAGACAGAGUAGCGGCUGCCACGCGCAGCUGGAUGUGACAGGUUCGCCAUCAGAUUGCUGAUUGAAAGUUCCUUGUGAAACAGCAUCACUGCUUGAUGAUCCCUGGAUAGUUUUGAAGCGUUCCUGAGUCCACCUGCAUCGCAAUAGGACACUCAGACACAACGGUUGUUUUAACCCUAUAAACGUGUUCCUGUUCCCCGACAUUGAUUCAUAUAUUUUUGGACAUUUUGGAGACAUUGGGAAAACAAGUUGAACUCAUCUCAGAACAUGCUUUGUCUUCUUUGCCUGAGGUUUCCCUUGAAUAUUGCUGAAUGAUGAAUAAUUCACCAUUUAAUUGACAAAUACCACAACAGGAGUGCAGUCACAUGCUCUGCUCACACACACUUUGCCACUCCAUGAACUUCACUUCACUGUCUACAAAGACCAAUCAGAUCCACUGAGCAAAAGAUAAUUUUUAGCUGCAACUUCCAUCGCUUAUUUUCUUUUUUCCCCUGGAUUCCACUGUAACUGCUCUUCAGAGGACAGGCCACCUCCAAAAACUGAGCAGCUUUGCUCCAACUGAGCCAGCGGCACAGACAUGGCUCUGAAUAUUGCCUCCAUACGUGACACAAAAUGGCUGACCCUGGAAGUGUGUCGGCAGUUUCAGAGGGGGACUUGCUCACGCAGUGAUGAAGAGUGCAAAUUCGCCCACCCAUCUAAAAGCUGCCAGGUGGAAAAUGGGAGAGUGAUUGCAUGUUUUGACUCUUUAAAGGGCCGCUGCACGCGGGAGAACUGCAAGUACCUACACCCGCCCGCUCACUUGAAGACCCAGCUGGAGAUCAAUGGGCGCAAUAACCUGAUCCAGCAGAAGACAGCGGCUGCCAUGUUGGCCCAUCAGAUGCAAUUUAUGAUUCCCGGCACCACCAUGCAACCUGUGCAGACAUUUCCAGUGAGCCAGGGUCUAGGCUCCACUGCAGCUUUGAGUUACACACCAUACCUGACCCCCAUGUCGCACAGCAUGGGCCUGGUACCCACAGACAUCCUGCCCAGCACCCCCGUGAUCGUCCCAGGCAGCCCUCCUGCGUCAUUGGCCACUGCCACCUCCGCCAACCAAAAACUGUUGCGAACAGACAAGCUGGAGGUCUGUCGUGAGUUCCAGCGGGGCAAUUGUGCUCGCGGAGAGACCGACUGCCGAUUUGCCCACCCAUGUGACAGCCCAAUGAUUGACACCAGUGACAACACAGUCACCGUCUGCAUGGACUACAUCAAGAGCCGUUGCUCCCGGGAGAAGUGCAAGUACUUCCACCCGCCGGCCCAUCUACAGGCAAAGAUCAAGGCCACCCAACACCAGGCCAACCAGACGGCAGUAGCCGCGCAAGCCGCUGCGACAACAGCAGCCAUGACUCAGUCGACUGCCAAAGCAAUGAAGCGACCCCUCGAGGCAACUGUAGACCUGGUGUUUCCCCACAGCGUCCUUCAGCCACUACCAAAGAGAGCGGCACUGGAGAAGAGCAACGGUGCGAGCUCCCUAUUUAACCCCAGCGUCUUGCACUACCAGCAGGCACUGGCCAGUGCACAGCUCCAACAACCCACUUUCUUUCCCACAGGGUCAGUCCUGUGCAUGACACCUGCUAGCAGUCUUGUCCCAAUGAUGUACAGUGCUACGCCUGCUACUGUCUCUGCAGCAACAACUCCGGCCACAAGUGUCCCCUACGCAGCAACAGCCCAAGCCAAUCAGAUCAUCCUGAAGUAAGAGCCACAAAAGGACCAGCGCAUGAAGGAGCUGCACUAGGAAACCCAAAACUGCCCGUGUGUAAAUACUAUCUUACCUCUCCCUUAGAGGUCCAGCAACCUGCAUGCUAAGAGUGUAACACUUAACUGCACUUACUGCAGUGUCAGCUUAACACACACGCACUAUAUAGAGUGUAUGUAUUUUUAGAAAAAGCGACUAGAAGAGUCAAAGAUAUUGGUAAUUUAUUGUCGUACACAGAAUCGAAACACCACAGUGGUAAUUUAAACCCUUUUUAAUUUUUACACAAUUUCUGUCCUUGGUUAGUAAAUAAAAACAAUAUACUUGAUUUGCACUAUGAUAUAUGGUGCGCUCUAUUGUAGUGAAAGACAGGAAGUCCCAGAAAACCUGUGAGUAACCACACUGACACACUUUGAUGGCCUCAAGUGUUUUUGUCCAGUGGAAUUAGUGUCGCUCUCCUCAGCAGUAAAUGUGGCAGCUCAUAGGGGUCCCCGCCCAUACUGUAUUUGCCCCAGAUGCCGUAUUCAAGAAUGACCUGCAUCGUAUAAACCCUUGAAGCAUUUUGCCAAAGUCCAACCUGGAGAAGAUGUUUUUCUUCCAUUUCCCAAAGCUGCUUGGAACACCACCAACAACACAGCGUUGACUUAUGGAGGUGCUGCCUUCUUCAACUGCAUUUGGCUGGGGGUGGGGUGAAGGGGGGGGGGGAUAGAGGGGACAGACGUCGAUCAGCCCGGGGGUUGAUGGGGUUUAGUUCCAGACAUACAGUACCAAGCCAUGUGUGUGCAUGAGAACAGAUAGUCUGCCGGCAGACAUGGGAGCUUAGUGGAGUUAAUGACAGUGACUGCAACACCGUCACGUGUCUUGGUGGGCUUUUUAAGUGCUAAACCAAACGGUGCAUUUGGCAGUGCUGGAGACUUGAACUCAGAGGGCGACCGGCAUCUGACUCCACCGUUGCCUGCAAUUCGGUUUCAUCUUAAAAAAAACUGUAGAAGUGCCUAAACAUGCUCACCUACCACAUCCCCAGUGAAUCACGGCCAGUCGCAGAAAAGCUGGCGUCACCUUUGGCGGGGAAAAAAAACUUUUUCUUUUCUACCAACUGUCCAUUGACAUCACAAGUGUCUUUCUGGAACUCCAACUAGCUUUCACGACGUACCAUCGGUUUACAAGAGGAUAAUGAGUGAGGAUGAAAAAAACUUGUUUGUCAUGUAUAUAUGUAGUUUAUAUUCUGAUUAAGGAAUUGUGUUUAAAGUUUGUGCUAUGUGUGCUAGUAUGUUUGGACCCCAAGUCCACCUGCACUUCAAGUAAGUCAAAAUCAUGAAAUGUUCUUGUUGGUUUUUUUAAACCAAUUGGCAUAUUUCAUCUUUUUUUUUUUUUAAUUAAAACAUAAUUUCAUUUGUAUUUGUUUUAGCCUAAAACAAAUGUAAUCUCACGGUGCUUGAUUACCAUUGACAAUCCACAAACCUUGGGUUUCAUUCUCCUUGAUUUGUCUUCAUGCAUUUUGUUGUGUGCGUGUGCAUUUUUAAUUUGUUACAGGGGGUGUAAAAGUUUCUAUUUUGUUGUAAUUUAUGUUCUUGUUAAUUGCUAUGUUGUAGACACAUUUGAAAUGAAUGUAACUUAUUGAGCUGUGCCACGCAGUGCAUAGUCGGUGAUGUGGAGGUGGAAGCUUCCAAGUCCAUUCAUAGACUGCUGGAAGCUACUGGACCUUUAUGGCCUUCUUGCUGGAAAGAGGAAAAAAAGAACAGUGUUGCAGAAGUGAGAGUAGUAAUAGAGUUGCUUGUGUUGGAGAAAAAACAUGUGUAAUGUAUAGAUGACAUUUUACCAAAAAAGAAAAAAAAAAGAGAAAAAAUUAAAGAUGUGCUAGGAUUUCAUAACAAUAUUAAGUUGUUGCUGUGGCAACCAAAUGUUGCAGUUACUAAAGUUUGGUAUUUUUGUAAAAGACAUUGUUUAGUUGACCUUUUUUUCCUGGAACACUGUACACAAAGUAGAUUGUAAAGAUUAACAUUUCUUAUUCUUCACUGAGAUUGUAACAGUGAACUAAUAUAUACACUAGAAAACAACAGCCACUGUAGAGCUGUGACACUCACUAAGACUGAAUCAGCAUAUGAAUAUAUAAAUAUGUACACACAAUGUCUAAAUAAUCUAUAAAUGAAAUCUUCAUGAUUUAGCCUGAAAAGGACCUUCAGGCUCCACACUGAGCUGUUUAAUUCAGUGUAACACAAGAGUUGAGGAUUGCACUUUUCACACUGUUUAAAUGUUAUUUCCUGUCAACUCGACAAGAGAGAUUUAAUUGCAACAGUCAUGUUGCAUGGGGGAUGAUGUAUUUUCAACUGAAUGUAGUUUGGGGGCGGGGGGGCAUUGUUGCACAUGAGACAUCCUUGUUUUUACCCACAAAGUCCUUGACGUGUAUUGUAAGCAUAGACGGUGGAUGGUAAAAGGAGGCUUACGCAAGAACUUUCUGAAUUGUUGGUCCCCUGAGUAGACUCGGCGUAUCCAAACUCAUUGCCUUAUCACUUGUCCACUAUGUGUGCAUCUUUUUUUUUCUUUGUAAAACAAUUUGUAGAGACGUUCUCUUCUGAAGCCUCUUAGUACUUUCAUUUCGAAUAAAGGAAUGAUUACUGCUAUCUGAAGCCAUGUUUAUUCAGUGGAGGCCAAAAGGCCUCGCGACAACGGAGGAAACUGUUAUGGAUGUGGAACUUGAUGACCCCGGUGUGAUAAAGGUGUAAUUUGCAGCUUUGACCAACAGAAGGCGCCACACGGGAGACGAAUAGUUACUCAGUCAUCCUUGCUGCUGUGCGCCCAACAAAACAGGACAAACGGAAUAUACAUCUAAUAGUUUUGCUGUAAUCUAUUUUUUUUUUUUUUUUUUUGAGAAAUGUAUUCUUUGUAUUACGUUCUAAUAGUCAAAUGUGCUUUGGUUCCAGCGAGGUAGUGUCAAAUCUAUUGAAAGAAAUAAAGAAAAUCUAAUAAA